UUCGAUUCAUUUCUUCUUUUGGGUCUUUCAGUAGUAUCUGGUUAAUACUUGGUUGGGUUGGUUUUGGGUCCUUUCUGGACCCUGAGACCUAUUUUGUUCCUGAUUUCUAUCUGGUUCUUGAGGUAUCCUCUUUCUCCAUACCAGUAACAUUUGUUAUUGUUAAAUUGCUGGGAGCAAUAAUUUUGGUAUUGGCAUUGGGGUCAAAAUUCUUCUCGAUUUAUAGAUAUUAUGAUACUCAAUUGUUCACUGAGGUAGAAGGCAUAAAUAAGAAUUCUAAUUUGAUCUCCAAGAUUUUUGGACUCCAUAAUUUGAUUUUACAAUAG
This is a messenger RNA of Scutellospora calospora, 323 nucleotides long. NCBI's taxonomy places the organism in Eukaryota, Fungi, Glomeromycota, Glomeromycetes, Diversisporales, Gigasporaceae. The record is from the annotation of a GenBank genome assembly.